Messenger RNA from Priapulus caudatus, 1869 nucleotides. RefSeq names its product N6-adenosine-methyltransferase 70 kDa subunit-like. The record is from RefSeq and is a predicted model, not a curated record. Gene Ontology annotation, molecular function: mRNA m(6)A methyltransferase activity; mRNA (2'-O-methyladenosine-N6-)-methyltransferase activity. Gene Ontology annotation, cellular component: RNA N6-methyladenosine methyltransferase complex; nucleus. NCBI's taxonomy places the organism in Eukaryota, Metazoa, Priapulida, Priapulimorpha, Priapulimorphida, Priapulidae.
GGUGUGAUCGAGCCAAACAUGUCAGCGCCCACAAGUCAAUCGCGAUUGAAUAUAAAUUUCGUCCAAUUCCAUUUCAAAUUGUAACGGUAAAAUGUCUGAUGCGUGGAGUGAUAUCCAAGCUCUUAAACAUCUUGACCUUUCAUCGGCUGGAAGUGGUACUGGUCUGACAGACAUCCCAAGUGAUGGUUCUUCUGAGGCAAGACAAGUGUUGCGACAUGCAGAGAGUGCUGUGCAGCAGAAAAGGGAUAUUGCGUCCACCCUAUCUCUGGAUUCAAAAGAAGGAGUCGAGACACAUUUGUUGAAGGCAUUAUGUGAUGUUGGAAUAAGUCUACCUAUUGACUCUGUUCAGUUAGCUAGUAUAGCCAGCAAGGCUAUGUGUAGUGAUGUCACGAAGGAUACCGUAGAAAAUCUUUUAAAAAAAUUCGCAGCUCAGGGAGUAAUAAGUUUGAAAGAACAAAGUAAUGACAUGACUAUGGACCAACUUGUUGUGACUACAGCAGAACAUUCCAAGCUAGAGGCUAUGGUGGAUACUGAUAGUAAACCUAAGGAACCUGAUAUCGAGGAACCGGCUGAGAAACGAAUGAAGAAAGAUUGCGAGGCAAAUGUAGUUAACUCAAAGGAAUCUGUAACAGAAAAAUCAGAAAAGGUUUCUGGCAAAGGAAAGGACGCCCCAGAAGAUAUUCUUGAGAGUUUGCUAUCAAUGCGCUCUGCUAUGGAGAAGGAGACAAGAAAGAUGGGGGACGAGAUCUUAGAUCUACUCAGCAAACCAACGGCUAAAGAGAAAUCACUUCAAGAGCAGUUUAGAUCUGCUGGAGGUGCCCAAGUACAGGAGUUUUGUCAGCAUGGAACCAAACAGGAGUGCAUGAAGGAGAACAAGACAAGCAAACCUUGCAAUAAACUCCACUUUUGCAAAAUCAUUCACAAACAUACAGACGAAUCUCUCGGUGAUUGUUCGUUUCUGAACACAUGUUUUCACAUGGACUCAUGCAAGUAUGUACAUUAUGAAGUGGAUUACAGUGGCCAGAAUGCAGAGAGGCAAGACAAGAGAAUUGUACCCACAUCAGCAUUAUCUAAGCAACUUUUCGGAGAUGCCCAAUUGACACCACCACAGUGGAUCCAGUGUGAUGUGCGCUGCCUCGACAUGUCGGUGCUUGGAAAGUUCUCGGUGGUGAUGGCCGACCCUCCGUGGGACAUACACAUGGAGCUGCCAUACGGCACAAUGUCUGACGAUGAGAUGAGACACAUGGAUGUACAGUCACUGCAAGAUGAGGGCUUUAUCUUCCUCUGGGUUACAGGCAGGGCGAUGGAGCUGGGCAGGGAGUGCCUGCAGUUAUGGGGCUAUGACAGAUGUGACGAAAUCAUCUGGGUGAAGACAAACCAGCUUCAGAGGAUCAUACGGACAGGAAGGACAGGGCACUGGAUCAACCAUGGCAAGGAGCACUGUCUGGUUGGAAUAAAGGGUAAUCCUGCAGGUGCUAAUAGAGGCCUUGACUGUGAUGUAAUAGUAGCUGAGGUUCGUGCCACUAGUCACAAACCGGAUGAGAUCUACGGGAUUAUUGAGCGACUUUCUCCAGGAACGCGCAAGAUAGAGCUGUUUGGGCGCAUGCACAACGUCCAACCAAACUGGAUCACUCUAGGAAAUCAACUGGAUGGCACACAUAUUAUUGACCCGGAGGUGGCUGAUUUCUACAAGAUGUACCCAGAAGGAAUAGCCAUGACGAGAACGCAGCCACACUGAUUUCACAUGUAGAGAACGAGUUAUCUGGACUCGCAUCACAUUAGGUGGCUGACAAUAAUUACCUCCGCCCAGGGGUUGGCAGGAGGUUAUGUUUUCACCGGCGUGUGUUUGACUGUUUGUUUGUUUUGUGG